Peromyscus californicus insignis is the source of this 7128-nucleotide messenger RNA. RefSeq names its product kinetochore scaffold 1 (gene Knl1). The coding region runs from base 370 to 6150 and encodes 1926 amino acids. The record is from RefSeq and is a predicted model, not a curated record. The transcript has 26 exons. Gene Ontology annotation, biological process: cell division; attachment of spindle microtubules to kinetochore; protein localization to kinetochore. NCBI's taxonomy places the organism in Eukaryota, Metazoa, Chordata, Mammalia, Rodentia, Cricetidae. Gene Ontology annotation, cellular component: nucleus.
GAAGCCAACAGUCCGAUUGUUGGCAAGAGCAGACAGUCGGAAGAAGAUGGCCGUUCUCAGCACAAGAGCUCCAUAUUUGAGAGAGGUGAAGAAAAUUCUGUAGAAGACGAGAAAAAGUUGAGGAAACUUAAGUUAGCGCAGAGGACAACAGAGAGGUUUAAAGACGUCUUAGGGGAGGGGCCGGCCUGAAGCCUCAGGGGCGGGGGCGUCGUGGCGUGCAGCAGUGCGCAUGCGCACCACUCGGGCGGUUAGAUUUGAAUGCUUCUCAGAGACUGGCCGGACGUUGUGAAGUGACGUCCCCUUCCGAAGGAGCGCGCGGACCCCAAACAAGUGGAGCAGGCGGACUGUGGCGGAAAAAAGUUGUCAAAAAUGGAUGGGAUGUCUUCAGAGGCUAAUGAAGAGAAUGACAAUAUUCAGAAGCCUGUUAGAAGACGGCAUUCCUCAAUUUUGAAACCCCCAAGGAGUCCUCUUCAGGACCUCAAAUGUGGAAAUGAGACAGUUCAGGAAUCUAAUGCUCCAAGAACUAGAAAAAGCUCUCGCCGAGUCAGCUUUGCAGAUACUAUAAAAGUAUUCCAGACGGAGUCUCAUAUGAAAACAGAGAGAAAUUCAGAAAUUGCAGAGACAGAAUCCAGAAAAAAUGUGCUGACUCUACAGAAUAAGAAUUCAGAUGAUAAUUUUUGUGCAAUUACUGGUAUGAACACAUUGCUUUGUGCUCCUAUUCAGACCCAGAUACAACAAAAAGAGUUUUCAGUUGUAGACUACAACCAUGAAAGGAAACAUGCAAAUGACCAGACAGUCAUUUUUUCAGAUGAAAACCAAAUGGACCUGACAGCAAGUCACACUGUGAUGAUUACCGAAGGCCUUUCAGAUUGUACCAAAAGUGAAAAUUCCACGAAGAUAGAUACUGCAUCCUUUCUGGAGAAUUUAAAGCGUCAUGCUGAGAAUUCAAGAAUUAAAAAGGAAUUAGAAUGCCCCACAAUUUCCAUAGGUCAAAAUACUUUCUCAGAAAAGAUAAAUUCUGACAACUUCAUAAAAAGAUUGAAAACAGGAAAAUACAGUACUUCUCUUGAUAAGGAAAAUUCUGAGAUACCUAUUCACUCCAAAGAAUCAAACAGUGCUUCUUCUACACAUCAGAUGCAUGUAUCUCUUAAUGUAGAUGAAAAUAGUAGUAAUAGGACACGAAUCUUUAGAGAACAAGAUGAUGGGAUGAAUUUGACCGAGUGUCAUACAGCCUGUAUUCAGACUUGGAUUCCUCCAUCCAGGGAGAACAACUUAGGAGGAUCUAAGGAUGAAACUAAAAUUUAUAGCAAUGAGUGUAUGGAGUUGACAGCUAACUAUACAAUGCAGGUUUUGCCAUCAGAAAAUAAUUUAUCUGAAAGAGAAACUGAAACUCAGAAUGUCGUAAUGAAUGUUACAACAGCUGAUGAAACUAAAGCUCCAGAGAAGAAAACAGUCCUUAAGGAUAAGCUAAAUGCUGCUUUUCAAGACUCCUUUCCAAACCUUGAAAAUAAAGUUCAUGUUACCAAAAGCCAGAGUAUGGAGUCAGAAACUCAUACAGCCAUACAGACUUCUAAUCAAGGUGCCAGCACAUUGGCUAGAACUCCAGAAUCUAUCUGUUCUAGUCCAGCUAUUCAAGGUUAUAAGACAAUUUUUUAUUCUAGUAGCAAUGAUGCAAUGGAACUGACUAAGUGUCUAUCAAGUAUGAGAGAGGAAAAAAAUUUGCUGAAGCCUGAUGGUAAUUAUUCUAAAGUGUGUAGCAGUCCAGAUGCUGGCCCACUCAUAGAGAAAACUAUUUAUUCAGAAGAGGAUAACAUGGACAUUACCAAGAGCCACACAGUUGUAAUAGAUAAUGAGAUAUUCAAACAAGAUCAAGAAAACAUUAAAAAAGAAAUUAUACCAGUAUUUAAAAAAGAAAUGAUGCUCCAAAAUCAUACAACUGUGUCAGAAGAAGAGAAAAUGAAUGUAAAUUAUAUUACAGUUCCUCAAGUAUCUAAGGAAAGAUUACAACAAAGUCUGACAAAUCCUUUAUCUGUGUCAUUGCCUGACAGGGUUGAACUCUUAGCAGGUGAAGAUAUGGAAUUGACUGAAAGUCAUACAAAUAAGUUAAGAAGUCAAGUUAUUCCUACAACUUUUGACUUAGUCUCAAAGAAUGUCACUAAAUCUUACUCUCACAGCAAAAGCCCUUCAGAUGAAUGGGGAAAAAUGACCAAAAGUCUUACCCAACCAUUCCAACAAACAAGCAUUAUAUCCAAAAAUAUCCUAACUGACAUCCAAAGAAAAGAAAAACAUCCAAUUUUGAAGAUUUCAUCUUGUCUUAAUAAAAUGUCUCCUCUGUCAGUUGACUAUAAUCAGGAUAUAACAACAAACCAUAAUAUAUCCUCCUCUGGUCCAGUUCAGGAUAUACAAGUAGCACUAGAACAUGCAUUACAGGACCAAAAUUCUAAACUUAUUGAGCCACAGAGGAAAAACUUAGGUGAUCCCACACCUGACUGUUUUCAUGAUAAGAUGAUAAUUUCUUCAGAGGAGGAACAAACUAUGGAUCUAACCAAGAGCCACACUAUUGUAAUUGGAUUUGGUCCCUCCGAAGUACAAGAACAAAGGAAGACUGAUUUAGAGCACAGAAACAGCCAGCUCACUACAGUAAACAGACAAAUAGAUGUGAGCAUUCCUAUAGAAAAAACUAGAGUAGUAACAACUAAUGUUAAGGACAUGUUAAAGGACAGAAGUAUACAGAAAUCUGAAUUUUUGAAAGAAAAGCAAAAUGUUGAAAUUUGUGGAAGAAAAAGUGCUGGUGGACUAAAAAUUGAUAAAACUAUUUUAUUUUCAGAGGGUAAUGAGAAUGAUAUGGAUAUUACCAGGAGUUAUACGGUCAAAAUAAACCAUAGAUCUUUAUUAGAGAAACAUGAGUCUCAUUUAGUACCUAUGGCAGGAACUUCUAAAACCAUUUUGUAUGCAUGUGGACAGGAUGAAAUGGAAAUCACUAGAAGUCACACAACUGCUUUAGAAUGUAAAAUUAUUUCACCAGCUGAAGUAACUCCUAGUCACCUGGAUAAGACUGUGAUGUCUAUAGAAGGUCACGAGGAACUAGAGAUGACAAAGUCCCAUACUGUUUUCAUUGACUAUCAAGCAGAGGCGAAAGGUGUGCUUCCAGACAGAACUGACUUUGAAUUAUCCAAGAAAGAAUGCCUACAAAAGCCAAAAGGGAUGUCUACUCUUGCUGAAGAGGUUGUUUCCAUUUCAAAAAAUAGUGAAAACAACCAUCCAGCAGCGAAAGGUAGCCAGCUAACAGUAGUGGAGGAAGGGUCUAAUAGUGGGUCUAGAGAAGACACUGAUGAUGACCCUGAGACAUCUAAAUUGGCCGCUUGGAAAAAUGCCAAAGAUGUACAAAAACCUGGAUUUCAAAAUGAGCUUCUGUCAGGCAAAACUCAGAGAAGAAAAAGCCUUAGGCUCACAAAUAAGACCAUUACGUUUCCAGAGAAUGAUAAAAAUAAUAGAGAUACCACUCAGAGUUCUGUGAUGGGAAUAAAUAAUGAAAUUAGCCUGGAAGAGGGACAGGACUUGAGUUUUGUGCCAUUGGCAGAAACUUCUAAACCAGUUUUGUCUACACACAGGCCAGAGGACAUGGAGAUCUCUAGAAGUCAAAUCACUGCUUCAGAACAUAAAACUGACCCAGCAGAUGAAAUAACUACUAUACCUAUGGAUAAAACUGUAAUGUUUGUAGAUAAUCUUGGUGAUCUGGAUGUCACCAAGUCCCAUACUGUUUUCAUUGAUUGUCAAGCCAAAGAGAAAGUACUUCAUGAGUAUACUAAAUUGGGAAUGGCAAGAACAAAAAAUUUGAAUGGUCCUGAAGGUGAUACCUGUAUUCUAGAAGCAUCAGACUCUAUAGUUUCAUCUAAUGUUUCAUGUUUUAGUAGUGUCAAACCAAGUCUGAGUAAUUUGAAUAGAAAAACUGAGGAGGUUUUAGGCUUUCAGACUGUUCAUGUAUUACCUCCUGCAGAACAGUUACUUGAAGUAGGAAUUCAGGCACAUAAUAACAUGAGUACAGUGCAGGCUACAGGAAUAUAUAGUCUAGGUUCCAGUGGUGGUGGAGAUGAUGAAAGUAAAAAUCUUCAUAAUGGAGCUGAAACUACCUCUGUACCACUAAAGGCAGUUGUCAAAGACAAAACAAGAAGAUGUUCAUUGGGCAUCUUUUUGCCCAAAUUACCAAACAAGAGAAAUUGUAGUAUCACUGGUGUUGAUGACCUGGAGCAGAUUCCAGCAGAUGCAACUGACUUAAAUCACUUAGAAACUCAGCCAGUCUCUAGUAAAGAUUCAGGCAUUGGAUCUGUUGCAGCCAGACUGAACUUGAGUCCAUCUCAGUAUAUAAAUGAGGAAAAUCUCCCUAUAUAUCCCGGUGAGAUUCUUUCCUCAGACUCUAUUAGCCUAGACAUUGAAGAAAAGGCUCUGACUGACACAUGCUAUAAAGAGAUUUUACCAUCUGAAAACAAAAUAGAAAUCUGCAGUGCCCAAAAAAGAACCUGGGUACAAGAAGAUGAUAAUGUUACAAAUGAGAAAAAAAUCAGAACACAUGAUAGUACACAAGAUCAGGAGAUUUUUGAUCAUCAUACUGAAGAGGAUAUCAAUAAAAAUGUCAACAGUGUAUUGAUAAAAAGCCUGAGCAGGACCCCAUCUAGUUGCAGCAGUGAUCAGGAUUCAAUCAAGGCUGAUGGAAUCUCUCCAGACCUCAGCACACAAUGCAAUAGCCAAAUGGAAUCACAGUUUCUCGGUGACAGUAUCUCUGAAGAGAGUUUGAGGGAGAAACUCAAGGAUGGACAAAUCACAAUAAAGGAGUUCUUCAUACUUCUUCAGGUCCACAUCUUAAUACAGAAACCCAGGCAGAGCAAUCUUCCAGCCAAAUUUACUAUAAACACGUCACCUACCCCAGAGGAUCUGAUGUUGAGACAGUAUGUUUAUGGACCUAAGAUACAGAUUUAUAGAGAAGAUUGUGAGCAUCUUCGCCAAAAGAUUGAAGAAUUAAAGGUAUCUGCAUUGAACCAAGAUAAACUACUGACUGAUGUAAAUAGGAACUUGUGGGAGAAAAUGAAAGACUACUCUGAUGAAGAGCUGAAGACCUAUGGGAUUUAUCUGAACAGAAUAAAAUCACGUUAUACCAAGAUGACGAAAGUCUUCACUCACCAAGGAAAAGUGGCUCUGUAUAACAAAUUGGUGCAUUCAGCUGAGAAUGAGAAGAAGAAACUUGAGAUAAAAAUAAAUGAGAUGGACAACAUACUUAAGAAGAUCAAUAACUGUCUCACUGAAGUAGAAAGAGAAACUAGGAUUUUGGAGAAUGAAGAAAAAGAUGACCCUAUGGAAGAAUGGGAUUCUGAAAUGAAAGAUGCAGAGAAAGAACUGGAACAGCUGAAAAUUGAAGAGGAGGAGCUCGAAAGACAGUUCUUAGAAGUAGAGAAACAGAAAACGCAGACCCUUGCUCAGAUACAGUUUAUAAAAGAACAAACAAAUAAAACUGAAGAAUUACUGGAUCAACUGAGUUUGUCUGAGUGGGAUGUCAUUGAGUGGAGUGAUGAUCAAGCUGUAUUUACCUUUGUUUAUGACACAAUAGAACUUACCAUCACCUUUGGAGAACCAGUAGUUGGUCUCCCUUUCUUGGACAAGGCUUACAGGAAGAUUAAUGAGCUCAAUUUUCAGUCUCUGUUAGAUGAAGAUAAAGCUCCUCCUUCCUCCCUUUUAGUUCAUAAGCUUAUUUUUCAGUACAUUGAGGAACAAGAGUCCUGGAAGAAGAAAUGUACAACCCAACAUCAGGUACCCCAGAUGCUUCAGGAACUCUCACUGGUAGUGAACCAUUGCAGACUUCUUGGAGAGGAGAUUGAAUUUUUAAAGAGAUGGGGGCCAAAUUAUAGCCUAAUGGAUAUAAAUGUGAAUAAUACUGAAUUGAGGCUUUUAUUCUCCAGUUCUGCAGCAUUUACAAAAUUUGAGAUAACUUUGUCUCUCUCAGCACAUUAUCCCUUGGUCCCACUAGUAUUCACCAUUCAAAAUCACCUUGGGAACACUGACCAUGAUGAAAUUGCUGCAAUUAUAUCCAAAGUGCCUUUAGAGGACAACUGCCUGAAGAAUAUAGUCAAGCAAAUUUACCAAGAUCUACUUAAGGACUGAAACUUUUACCAUAAGAUCCACACAUCACAACUAUAACAACUAAGGAAAAAAAUGUGUUUACCCAAGCAUAGAGGUGCCCUCUUGUAAACACAGGACUCGGGUGAGAUAAGAUCACAAGGUCAAGACCAUCCUGGGCUGCCUAUGAGACCUGGUCAUAAAACAGACAAACAGAAAAAAUACUUAAAUGAUACAUCAGGGUCACCAUUGCUGUUUAUCCUUUGCCUUAACAUCAUAGAAAACUAGCAAAAUGCCUCCUGAUGACAUCAUAGUUAAUUUGUUUAAUUAGUUUUAAAAUACCUAGUCAAAAAUGGUGAGGUCUCAAAUAGCAUGUAUCAACUUGCUUAUCCUUAUCCUCAAGGGUAAGUGAUUGGACAUGUGGGAAAUUUGUCCUAAUGUAACUCAUUAAUGGAGCACUUACCUUGUGUGCAUGAAGCCCUAAGGUUAAUACCACAAAAUCAAUUCUUUUUAAAAGUGGUACUCUUUCCCUUACUAUAAGCUCUGAGUAACUUUUCAGAGGAGGUAGGACUAUUGACACAAAGAUAGACCAUUUUCUCCUAUUUACAUCUUGUGUCUUUAUGGCUUUUCCUAGCAGAUAUGUCUAGAGUAGAAACAUGUCUGUCAGCCUGUGGUACAGAAGACUGUAACAGGAGGAUGGCUUGAUCUCAUGACUUCAAGACCAGUAUGGUCAAUAGAGUGAGAUUUAUCUCACUAAAACAAAAGAAUGUCUCUGUCCACAAACUACUCAUCCUCUUUCUCCAUUUCAGAAAUGCUAUUAAAAGAAAGCAGAAGCACUCAAAUAUCGGAGUGGUUGCCAUCUUUUCUUAAGAGUCUUGGUAUUUUUUUCUACAGUGCCUACUAAUGUUGUCUUAAGUGUACUCUUUCUAGGAAAAAUUCAUUCAUUUUGAAAUAUUAUGUAAAUAUUUGAAUGUUUUUGUUUUUGUGAUAUAAGAUACGUAGUAAAGAGAUAAUAUGCCUUCA